UCGUCACUCAACUGUAUUUCCUCGCCCCACACCGUGGGCCAACUAACAUGCUGGUCUAAUCCACUCAACGUCCAAAACUACUCACCCCGUUUCGAGAGGAUAACGAUGGCGGUGGUGAUGAUUCAACUCGUAUUCAUCAAUCUUUAUCACUGUUACGUCUUCGCCCGUCGGCCACACAACGGUCCUGUUUCAACGACCGACCUACCCGGUUGCGAUAAAAAUCCCAUUCAAUGUUAAAAGCGUACACCGAGAACGCAUCAGUAAAACCCCACACCCCAACCGCGCUCAAAUCUUACCAUUCUUAGCACACGCAUUCAACAAGUGGGAAGUCCGCAAGGAUGCGGAUGGAGUCCUCCGGGCCCACGCUUCGCUACCGUCGGCUUGCUGUCGCUCUUCAAAAGAAAAGAAGAUGAGUAAACACAAUUUUCUCUCCCUAGAGUGGAAACGAGUUUCCGGCGAAACGGGACAGCCCUUUGGAUUCGACCGUUUUUGCUCUUGAAUCUCGGUGCUUUGGUUGCAUUUGAAAUCGUAGCACUCUGACAAUUUCUUGGAGGAAUCACGGGUGCUUGCCACUAAGAGAUCCUAGUAUGUUUCUCUACUCGUUGCCUUUGUAGACAUUCAUACACCAUCAAGGCACUUUCUGAUUUUCCCUUUUUCCGGACCUGGUUCUACUCUUGCUUUUGCCGCCCAGACCGCCCACCGUGCGUGGGGUGGGUGUCUGUUACAGGGACUUUUGCAACCCUCAUUUCCGUUUGUUCUGAAUCGUUCGGCAGCAUGCGCAGGCAGUGUAUGCGGGACGGAAUGAUGGCAUUGACAAUUGGCUAAAUUAAGCAUUUUGAUAGCGCCAUUCUUUUCUACUCACGACUUUAGCGGCACGUUUACUUCCGACGACGCUUUAAUGCAGCACGUGAACAAUUUUUGGAUCGAUACGUCACGUUUUGGCGCAGAUCACGAACACCUGAACUUUGCACCGAAAGGAAGGAAUGGAAGGCGUUUAACUUUCGUAUCCUCGAACAUGAACUCUUAACCUAGAGGGCAGGUGCAUAACCUUGCGCUCCGUUUUCAGCUCUUGCUGAUUGACAAGACACCACCGCACCUCUCGUUCCAUCGUAGCAGGCCCACUUCUUAGUCCGAUUUGCAUUGAAAACUAUCGAUAGAUCUUUAAUAACGCACAAAGUAGCCACCGCUCUCGGGUAGGAUUAAAGCAUUCAAGUGGAGUUAAACUCGUUGACACUCUUGCGUAGUGGUACGAAUCCAGUGGAACUAUCUGGAAACUGAAAUCCGAAUGGAAGCGGUAUCACACCAUGAGGCGUACAUACGCUGCUCGUGGACUUUCCGGUUUGUUUGCCUGGCGCUCCCGUUAAUCAUCCAUCUGCAGGCAACGAGCCCGCUAGACUACGUGCACGGGAAGGCAAGUUCCGUUGCCAUGGAGCCCGAUGUUGCUUCCGCCAUAUUCGUCAUCAGCGCCAGCCUAGCGAUAAACCGCGUCCUCGCAAAGGCCAUACCUUUCUACACGGGCGAACAGCAGCGGGGCGAGGAAGAAGAUGCGGAACGGACGAGAAAGCCAACAUUAAAGGUUGAAACCAUGAUGAUUUGUCUGAUAAUGGUGCUUGGUAAUAUAGUGUUUUGUGACUUUGCACUGCGCUUAGUGUGGAUCCCGGUACAGUACCUGUUGUGGUGGAUCUGCAAGCACAAACUUUUGACACUGGUGGUGAAGACAGUUUUAUUUUUUGUUAAAGAUUUUACAGCCUUUCGCCCGUACUAUUUGAAGGCGUUGGCUAAUUCGAGCUCUAGAAGAGGAUUCCAGUUUUUACGCCUUGUGACGGCGCUGAAAAUCCUUCACUCGGUUGUGGCACGGCUAGAAGAAUAUCCGAAGCAGAUCGCACUCCGCGACAGAAGUUAUCCUCCAGCCCCAUCAGUCGUUGCCGAACCGGAAGGCACGGAGCAGGCAAAUGUUUCUGAAAAAGUAACUAGCAAACCACCCCCGACGUCCUAAAUGACUUCCCUGAAGUCGCUCAUUCUUGCGCUGGCGGUUCAUUUGGGGUACAAAAUUCCAGUGUUCGUAUGGUGCAAGCCGCCGUGGACGUGCAAGUCGACCUACUGCCGAGUGCGGAGACUUUUAAUCGUAUCUUCGAGCAUCAUAUGGCUUUCGAAGCUGACGAUCUUUUCGGCCAAAUAUCGGCGUCAACUUCCGUCGUACGUCCAGGUUGUAGUCGAAACCUUGCUAAACUUGGCCAUUAUAGAAGGCGCUCAAGUGCUGGUCUGGUGCGCUCUGGAGCAUCACAUCUCGAAAGCUAUAUCGGCCCUGCAAACUGCCAACAUCUAUCAGGAUGCGGGUGGAGACAUCCUGAUGGAGGUGCUGCUCACCGUCCUAGCUUUCGCGACCGCGUUCUUUAGCACCACCGGGACGGGUUAUUGGACGCAAACGGUGCGCUGGACGGGUCGGAAGUGGAGUGCUUUCAUGUCGACAAUGUUUGGCCCCAAACCGGAUCUCACGGGGCACUUCGACAACUCGUUAGCGCUAGGGAUGGCACAGGAGCUUAUACUAGCUCAAAAUGAAGAAGGAUCUGUUCUGCCGAAAAGAAGUAGAAAUCGAAGGACUAGAUCUGUGUCGCGAUUACGUCCAAGACGCACCAUUCGUACGAGAUCAAUGUCGAGAGUGGGCAGAUAAGGGAUUGAAUGAUGCUUUUGUUUCUAAAUAAAUAAACCGUUUCAGUUUGUUUCAGCCUAGUAUGUAUUAUAAUCGAACUUAUCCCAAAACUAAUGGUGUUUAAUGGUCCAUCGUUAUCAUAUUCUACCCACACUGAAUCUCUACCGUGCUAAAUCGCCAAACCCCGUCUACCACUGCAACCAGGCGUACCCAUUCUCCGUCCAAUCUCUUAAAUCACGUGACGAUAAAACCUUUCCAAGCCGCUUACCGGCCAGCAGUGCAUGUAUGCUUAUGCUGUGCCUUUACGAGCACACUUGACUCCGAUUUUCCGACUGCGACGACGUCGGGGUCGAAAUCCUACCUCAUUUCCACCUCAUUCAUAUGUAUGGGGCGCCCCCGUCAUGUUAACCCGCAUCACGACGAGUGGAAAGUGUUUCGGUACCUGCCGUCAGUCGGCCAUUGUGUUUCACUACCCACCUCUACCCUCCCCGUCCACUCCGAAAAGCUUAAGCAUUUAUGCUGAACUUGUUGAAAUUGAACGAACGAAUGAAGGACGAAGUCGUCGUUUCGGUUCUGCUCAUGGCACUCCGUCGUAGUAUGUGUAUUCUGCUGCUGUUGGAAGCUCUCGUGCCCUCGGUCUAGAACCACCAUUGCCCGUCUGUCUAGCGUUGCUGCGAGUCAGUGGGGAGCACGCGCUAACUUUGUAUUUGAGCCCUUUUCAGCACUCUGUAAAUAGAUAAAUCAUUCCAUUUGUACUUCAUUGUUUUUUAACCACGUUGGUGGAAUUAGAAUCGCCCAAAUCACUUAUGAGCUGGCAAUCUGAGGAUUAGUGCAUUUCAAGGAUGUAGGAGUGGACUUGUCUGGGGAGACCUAAUGAACGACGUGUUGGUUUCUUGACUGGACUUGUCUGUUUGUAAACAGAACAUUAGUUAUUGAAAUGUGAGACCGCUCCCGUAGUACAGUCGUCGUCUCGAAUGACUUUAAUAAGAUGUCCCUCAUGAGUUCAAGCCCCUGUAUAGACCGUGAGACCUGGCUGGCGGGUACUCAAUAAGUUACUGAUAGUCGUCUAGCCCAUUAGUAGUGGUACAGGCGCUAGGCCUUGAUCAAGAAGACGAACAGGUUAUCCAGAAUUAGCUCUCUUAUCAAACACAAUCUGUGUUCAUACAAGGUAGACAUUCUUAGAAAAUCCAUGUCGUAAUGCAAAUAUGUUAGUUUAUUUUGUCAUCUACCUUCCAACGUGUGCAAAUAUUAUGAAAAAUAUGUUCUAAUGAUGCCACCCCAACGUCUUACUUGCCUCAGCAGGUUGCUCAUCCCUGCCCACUAAUCGAAUCGAAAAUAUAGAGAAUGUGUUAAAAACAAUAAUUCUAUUUUCCAUUAACUAUUGACCCAUUCCAACAAAUGCAUUUCCCAUGCCAUGGCUCCGUCUGCGCUACACCCAUUAACGCGAUGCAACGGAAUUAGCAUGCACAUUUUCCCUCGCCCUCCCCACCCCUCGCGCGGGUAGUGCAACAGGUUCUAUUGCCAUUAACGCCGGUCCCGAACUGGCUGUGUCUCGAUCCCUGUCCCUCGUGCGCUCUCGCGUUUGGCGCGCACGAACAUGUCGGUCGGUCGUCGGUUUGCGUGAGAAGAGCACGCGCGGCCAAAGCCAAAGUAACGCUCUCCGCGGCUCCGGUGGCUUCGGCGUAGAUCGGCUUGCAUUGCCGGUAGUGGGAGGGUGCUUUAAAAGCUCGUCACGGUCACUGUGCAGCUUCAUUCAUCAGCCACAUUCGGUCGACACGGUACGUGCGUGUAGUCGUCCACCACACGAUUCCUUUGACCACCGACCAGCAUUCAAGUGUGUGUGGUGCUCUGUGUGAUUGUGCCGCGCGGGUUCAAGUUGAAGUGUUUUCCCGCAUUUUCCGACGGUUGCUGACAAAGGCAUACUUAUCCGGUUCCG
Molecule: messenger RNA, 4586 nt
Organism: Anopheles gambiae (African malaria mosquito)
Lineage: Eukaryota; Metazoa; Arthropoda; Insecta; Diptera; Culicidae
Exons: 4
Coding region: 1286-1996 (236 amino acids)
Source: RefSeq, a predicted model, not a curated record